This is a messenger RNA of Capsella rubella, 1144 nucleotides long. Its product is annotated as COP9 signalosome complex subunit 6b. Gene Ontology annotation, molecular function: metallopeptidase activity; protein binding. Gene Ontology annotation, biological process: protein deneddylation. Gene Ontology annotation, cellular component: COP9 signalosome. The transcript has 9 exons. The coding region runs from base 23 to 1012 and encodes 329 amino acids. The record is from RefSeq and is a predicted model, not a curated record. Lineage: Eukaryota; Viridiplantae; Streptophyta; Magnoliopsida; Brassicales; Brassicaceae.
CAGAAUUUGGGAGCAAGAGACAAUGACUAGCGCCGGGAAAACAUCGAGAGCGACAUCAAUGGCGCCUUCUUCGUCCAGCGGGCUCACGUUCAAGCUACAUCCUCUGGUGAUGCUUAACAUAUCGGAUCACUUCACUAGGGUUAAGACUCAGCUCAACCCUCCCGCCGCUUCUUGCGCCACCGGGAAUGGCUCCAGCAACGCCGACGCGAUGUUACUGCAAAAUCCUAGGGUUUAUGGAUGCGUGAUCGGUCUCCAGAGUGGCCGUACGGUUGAGAUUUUCAACAGUUUCGAGCUGUUAUUUGAUCCUACUACCGAUACUCUCGAUAGAUCCUUCCUUGAGAAGAAGCAAGAACUCUAUAAGAAGGUGUUCCCUAACUUCUACAUAUUGGGAUGGUAUUCUACGGGAAGCGAGGCUACAGAAUCUGAUAUGCAUAUCCACAAAGCUCUGAUGGACAUUAAUGAAUCGCCUAUUUAUGUUCUUCUAAAUCCGGCUAUGAACCACGCACAGAAGGAUCUUCCAGUGACUAUUUACGAAAGCGAAUUCCAUGUCAUUGAUGGAAUUCCUCAGUCGAUUUUCGUGCAUACAAGCUAUACAAUUGAGACAGUUGAAGCUGAAAGAAUAUCGGUUGAUCAUGUUGCACAUCUUAAGCCAUCUGAUGGAGGCUCAGCAGCAACACAAUUGGCUGCUCAUCUUACUGGAAUACACAGUGCCAUCAAGAUGCUACAUAGCAGAAUCAAAGUGCUCUACCAAUAUCUUGUCUCUAUGCAGAAAGGUGAUAUUCCUUGCGAGAACUCCCUUCUGAGACAAGUAUCUAGUUUACUCAGAAGUUUGCCAGCCGCAGAAUCAGAACAGUUUCAUGAAAAUUUCUUGAUGGAGUACAACGACAAAUUGCUGAUGUCUUACCUAGCAAUGAUCACAAAUUGUGCCAGCAACAUGAACGAGGUGGUUGACAAAUUCAACAUUGCAUACGACCGAAACAGUCGAAGAGGCGGUAGGACUGCGUUCAUGUAAAGAUUAGUUUCAGUGUAAAACCUCUUUUUCGGUGGGCUGGUCCCUAAAUGAAAAUUAGAACUCUUUUAAAGCAUUUCACCUUUUGGAACCAAACAGCUAAGGAAGUUUUCCUCUGCUUAAGCUUUGUUUAGA